ACAUUCUARUAAUAUGGACAUUGAUAACCUAGACUUCUGUUAAACAUUAAACAGCCAAAUGCCAUUGUAUGCAGGGUUUUCGAAAGCUAUUUUGUUUUUAAGUGAAAGGGACGAGCUAUGAGCAUAUUUACGAUAAUGGCUUCUUUUCGAAGAGCGUUGUUCUCUUAUCGUCCUCGUCGUUUUCUCUUGGUUGUUGUUGCUUUUAGCAUUAUGUUAAUAUGGUUUUCACUGGUCAUAGACGAUAAAUCGAUAAGUUUAAGACCAGCUGUCUCAAUGGGACAACCGGAUCAUGACCAUCUGCAUUUACGAGAACAUUUUCCAAUUUCCAAAGAUUUCAUAAUGAUCUCCAAUGUCGAACUGUCCUCGUCAAACCUACUUUCGUCCACUGGAACAUUAAAUGAAGCAAUGCGAUUGUGUAACCAGGCCAAUGUUAGCUGCCUUGGGUUCAUUAAUGCCAGAUCACAUGAUCACCGGGUGUUUUCCUUGGUGAUGUCAGGAGCUACUAUAAAACGAGGCGUGAAUACUUUCUAUUUGAAGGCUUCUAUGGCAGGGGAGAUUUCAUUUGAAAGAAACUUCCUUCAGUGUGUUAUUCCAACAAACAACAAUAUUUCUCAAUCGAGUGGCUGUAGAUUACCUCACCUUGAUCCUUGGGACGAGACAAUUCGACACUUGUUGGAACCACAACAGCAGUUGACUUGUGAUGGAACGUCAUACACCUCCUACUCAAACAACGUUCUCAAAUUCGUGAAAACACAAGAUACGUCAAAAAUUAAAAAGAUUACAUAUCGAGCCAUCUUGAGACCACCAGAAACCGAUGUUGGUAAUCUAUAUGGCGCCGAGGAAACGCUAAACCUCACUGAUGAAGGAAAAAAAAUAARUGAAGACUUCAUUGAAGUCAACACUUACCUUCAUGAUGACGAAACACAUAAGGAWUAUCACGCUUAUGCGGCACCGAAACCUAGUGUUCUUCAAAGGAAAACAAAUCAUCCAGACGAGGGAAUUCCACUAAAUAUCAUCAUUUUAGGACUUGAUGGAAAUUCCAAUGCUAAUUUUCAGCGAUUUUUACCAGACGCUUAUAAAUUUUUAAAGGACGACUURAAGGCUUUUAUAUUUGAAGGWUUUUCGUCACUUGGGGAAGCGACCACUCCUCAGUUGACUGGACUGCUCACUGGAAGGACUCUUCAGGACAACUGCGCACAGCACGAGGCUCGACGAGGGGUUUCAUAUAACCCAGUUGAUAAUUGGCCGUUUAUCUUCAAGCCUUUAGUAGAUCAUGGUUAUGCUACGAUGUUCAGCGAGGACGCACCGGCUAUAGGUGCGUUUUCUCUUCGAUUAAACGCUUUUAAAGACCAACCAACCGACCACUAUGGUCGUUAUUUCUGGUGGGCAUUUCCMGCUGAUSACAUCGGUAUCAUGGACAACUGCAUCAACUCUCAACCCCAGCAUGUYGUCCAGYUWAACUAUCUACGCASCUUCAUGGACGCUUAUCCGAAAAAAUUAAAAUUUGGCUUUACUUUCCUGGCAAAUCUUUGUCAUCAGAGCUUCAACUUUGUCAGCAGUGGAGCUCAAGAUAUUUAUAAAUUUCUACAGUCGUUUAAAGCUUCUAGUCAUCUURAUAACACUAUGUUGAUAGUGAUGGGCGAUCAUGGAGCCCGAUUUGAUGAAAUAAGAUCGACACUACAAGGAAAACUAGAAGAAAGACUUCCAUUUUUAGCUAUGGUUCUUCCAGAAACAUUCCGACAAAAUCAUCCYAGUUUUACAAAGAAUUUGGCUUCGAAUACCCAGCGUAUWAUWUCACCAUUAGAUGUCCAUGCCACUUUUAUGCACAUCUURAAAUAYCCCAAUGAUCCUUCAAGGUCUUCUUGGACUAAAGGAAGCAGUCUUUUUAGCGAACUUCCAUCUACUAGACAGUGCAAUGAYGCUUCUAUACCUACUCACUUUUGCCCUUGUAUUCAGUUUAAACCUAUUUCUAUUUCAAAUACACAUGUUUACAUCGGAGCAUUAAUAACGGUACAGCACAUUAACAAACUAUUGACUAAGGAAUCCACUACAGCACGAAUGUGUCACAAGUUAGCACUUAGCGAAAUUAUCAGCGCUGUUCAAGCCAUGCCAAACAAAAAUGUGCAGCGUUUUAAUGGUAUAGAAGGUGGKAUUGGUYUAGGUGUUGGAAAACCUAUUUAUAACGAAGAACAAGACAUUGAAUGUACUUAUGAAAUUCAGUUCAGGACUCGACCUAACAUGGCUAUCUAUGAGUCAACCGUUAAGUUUGUGAAUGGUAAAUUCGCMGUUCACGGUGAARUAAGUCGAGUUAAUCGAUAUGGAACCCAGUCUUACUGUGUUACGCAGACAUUUCCUUAUCUACGAAAGUUUUGUCUUUGCCGUCAUCAUUAAUUAUUUAUAAUGAAAUCACARUAAUAAAUUAAGAUAUGUUUCUAUU
This is a messenger RNA of Exaiptasia diaphana, 2437 nucleotides long. RefSeq lists its product as uncharacterized. NCBI's taxonomy places the organism in Eukaryota, Metazoa, Cnidaria, Anthozoa, Actiniaria, Aiptasiidae. The transcript is spliced from 8 exons. Bases 118 to 2391 code for a protein of 757 amino acids. The record is from RefSeq and is a predicted model, not a curated record.